UGUUUGAAGGUUACAGCCAUGUUUUGGACUACACUUUUUUCUUCAACAGGAUAUGGUGUUGUGUGAUGUCCCACUGAGUGUGAUAAGCAGUUACCUUCUUUGCGAUAUGAACUCACAAGUACCCAUCCCACAGCCUUCCUACUCUGUGGCCAAGGAGAACCUAAUCAAGGCUGUGCCAGCUCACCUCAUCUGCAGCCUAGUCUGUGGAGGAAAAGAGUGUCGCUAUGAAGGACCAGUGGCAUGGGCACCAGAGCAGCAGGCGGUGCGAGGCCUGUACUCAUCAUGGGUGACAGAAGACAUUCUUGCUAUGGCACGUCCAUCUAGUACCCUUAUCAAAAAAUAUCAGAUUCUACAGCAGUUUAUACAGUUAAAUAUAAAGUCAGUAAUAAAUUUACAAAUCCCAGGGGAGCAUGCUAACUGUGGCGAUCCUCUUGAAAAGGAGAGUGGCUUUUCCUAUUUACCAGAGACCUUCAUGGAUCAUGGAAUUUACUUCUUUAACUUUGGAAUGCCAGACUUCGGAGUGGCCUCUUUAAUUCGAAUGCUAGAUGGGGUAAAAAUAAUGGCUUUUGCUCUACAAGAAGGAAAGGUAGCAAUUCACUGCCAUGCUGGACUAGGAAGAACAGGAGUCCUUAUUGCCUGUUAUUUGUUGUACGCAACACGAGUACAGCCUAAUGAAGCCAUUCAAUUUGUCCGGAUUAAGCGACCCUCCUCCAUCCAGACAAGAGCGCAGAUAAACCUAGUUUAUGACUUUGCUCAGUUCCUGGCAUCUCAUAGGGUUGUCUAUGCCAAUAGUCUCACUGGAUCCUAUACUCUGUCCCAGUUCCUCAUUCGUCAACAGCAGAUGCUACAUGGAUAUGAGGCACGGAGCCUUAAGAACAUUCCCAAGAUUGUUUAUGUUGUCUGUAAGAGGCUAUCACACAUUGCACUGAGUAAAAAGUACAGUAACUUGAGUGAGCUAGAACAACAGAGAGAAGCUACAAGUCAAGCCCUUACUGAACUCAUCCAACAGACAUUAGAAUCUUACACCUUCACCUCUCAUGGAGACUCUGAUGAAGAAGGUGCAAUUACAAGUCCCAAGCUAGUGACAGAUCCUGACAACGCACUUUACCCAGAUAUACAAAAGGACCUUAAAAGCUCCUUUAAUGUGCUGCCUUCACUGCUAAGCAGUGCAAUUCCUACAGUAGAUGUUUUUUUGUUUAGAAGAAGAAAAAUUAUCAAACUCAGGCGGACAUACAGUGACUCGGACAUUCCUUACAUAUUUGCCAGGCAGCAAAUACAGUUACAGUUCCAGAGUGCAAAAAUGACUGAAAAGGAUGGAGGUCUUUCAUUGCAGAACAAAAAGGCAUCUGUUUCACCAAGUAGUCCUCAUCAGAGUUCAUCAAAGUCUUCUCCCAAGCUUAUGACAGCAGCACAACAAAGUGGAGAAAACAAAAAGCCAAAAUAUGACACAAAAUCUACAACAAAAACUGAUGCAGAAGGGACUAGUUGUGCAGCUGUAGAAAAGAAGUCAGAAAUAGCUUCCAUUAGUAAGGUCUCUAAUCUCCUGAGUGUGCUGCCAAUGAAAGAAAUAUCAGCACAGAAUGAAUCAGCAUCCCAGAUGCAGCAGGUAGCUAUGGCAAUGGCAGACAGGGACCCACUGGAUACUGCACUGUUACAAAAAAUCAGGCAGCUACAGGCACAGCUGAAUGUAAAGGAAGGUGGCUGGGCCAAGCUUGCUAUGGAAUGCAAUGCUAUGAUCCUCAGCGGACUCUUGUGGAACUGGCUAGAACAUCUGAAGGAGCCAGUAUUGACAUUUGAUGAUGUAAUAGCACUGUCCAGAUCACAGGAAGGUCAACAGACACUUGCAUUACUUCAGAAGCACCAGCAAGAGCCCAUUGUCUGUAUCCUAGACUGCAUUAGCAAAUUACGAGGGCUGAAUGCGGAUCUUGAAGGAGCUAUAAUAUACAGGCUUAUCAGUGCCCUGACUCAGUGUGAUGCACAAGAGGUAACGAAAUUCCCAGAGCUAUUCAAAUACUUCAGGAAAAUUGUAAGAGAAAAACGUUCACAAGCCUUGCUGAAGAGGGGAAUAGCAAAGACCACAACUUUCAUGAAGAUAUCUUCUAGCAUGAUGAAGAAAUAAACUAUUCUCUGCUGAUGAGUUUGUCACCUCUCUGCAUAUCACCAGCAUGACAGCAUCAGUUUAUCUUACUCAUUUCCUGUUCAAGCACCUCUUACCAUUUCCCAAUGUCUACACCAAAAUGACUAGCAAUGUUCUGAUCUGAACAUAUGGAUUUAGUAUGAGCUGUUAACAGCAUCAGUGGUUGUUCUGAGAUACAUUUUUGUUGUGUGAUAAAGUCAAACGUUCACAAAACAUAUCAGAGAAGAGUAACUGGGUGUCUACAGAACUCUUUUACUGAAUGACAUUUCAGCUACAUUAUUUACCACCACGAAUCUUUGAAAGAAAUGCAUCCUUUUGGCUAUGUUUAAUGAAAACUAUUGCACACAUAAGGCCUCAAUUUUCUUUCCAUGGAAACACUUCACUCUAAACAUUCCACAAAAGUAUAAUUUAAAUUCCUUUGUUUUAAAAUAAAUAUUUAUUUAACUACUUCUGCUGUCAUUAACUUUUAGGGUUAUUAUGACUAUUUCCAUAUUUCUUUCUCUCUCCUUCGUAUUACUCAACCUUCAUGUUACUAGUGUAUGGAUUUGUUUUCUUUAACGUACAAUGGGGUCUAUCAAUAACUGUUAGAACAUCUCAGAUCAGAAGAGAUAUAAGAAAGAAUUACUUAAUGGAAUAAGCAGUGCAGUUGCAGAAUUGUUUGUUGUAGUGUGUAGUGGAAUGAUUGCCUACAUAAAAAACAGGCAUGGUGCAGCUAUCAUUUUUGGCAGUAGUUGCAUCUUACGUGGACUACAUUAGCUUAUGGACCACUUUAUUUGUAAAAUUAUUUAUAACAUAUUAAAUGUGAAUAAAUUAG
Protopterus annectens (West African lungfish) is the source of this 2951-nucleotide messenger RNA. Its product is annotated as protein tyrosine phosphatase domain-containing protein 1-like. The record is from RefSeq and is a predicted model, not a curated record. The transcript is spliced from 12 exons. Bases 53 to 2119 code for a protein of 688 amino acids. Gene Ontology annotation, biological process: cilium assembly; protein dephosphorylation. Lineage: Eukaryota; Metazoa; Chordata; Ceratodontiformes; Protopteridae. Gene Ontology annotation, molecular function: protein tyrosine/serine/threonine phosphatase activity.